Messenger RNA from Fusarium vanettenii 77-13-4, 1728 nucleotides. RefSeq lists its product as uncharacterized. Lineage: Eukaryota; Fungi; Ascomycota; Sordariomycetes; Hypocreales; Nectriaceae. The record is from RefSeq and is a predicted model, not a curated record. Bases 1 to 1728 code for a protein of 575 amino acids. The transcript has 2 exons.
AUGGGUGAACCAACUAUUACAACGCGUGCUGGGCUCGGCGACGUCGCCGAUUUGAUCGCGGGACUGAGCAUUGUCGAUCACCCUCAAGUCCACAGCCGCUCCCGCCUAUCCCAGUCAACACUCACAAAAGCGAUAAAUAAUCUCAAUCACGUCGCAACAGCCACAUGCCUGCAGGGAAAAGAGGUCCUUGCUUCAGCUAGUGAUACCCACAUUGCUAGUAGCGGAGCUGUGGCAGAAAUCUGCUCGCUGCGCAGGAGAGCCAACGAGCUUGCGAAUGCUGCCAACGCCCUUAGCGAUGCAACGGAGCGAUCAAUCAUCGAACGCGUUAGCUUGCUUGGAGGACAACGGGAACCUCGCACAAAAGAACUUCUAAACCAUUUCGACGAGCGAAUUAGGGUCAUUGUCCGGGAUGUCCUCAACAGCUCCAAUGAUGGGGCUUGUGUGUUAUGGAAGACUGCGGAAGAGUGUUAUAACCAAGCCAUUAGUCCUUCCGGUAAACUGCAGUCCGACGACUACUUCGUCCCACUAGAGGAAGCAUGUCUUGAAUGGCCCUACGACCCGGAUUUCGAGAGCGAGGAAUACUAUGACCACGAAAAUCGUCUAGAUGUCGACGAACGCUACGCCGAGGCUUGGGGCAGAAAUAUGGAACUAAACGAAGCCCGCAAGACCAGAAAAAGGCAAGGACAAAGGCAAAGUUGGGUCGACUUUUGGGUUCGAGCAUUGAACCACUGCCCGGGUGGCCCGACACUGUUCUACCCACCAGGUGCUUCUUCUGCCGCAAGAUCUAUAGAGUGGCCAUUCAACGAUAUUCAACGGUAUCUUUUCCGGGCCUUCGACUCGAAAAGCUCUGGUAGAAACGAUGACAACGUCGUGGCUUCAACUAUGAGCAAGUUUGGCACCCCAGAGCGCAGUAAGAUUGAUAUUUUGUCGCUGGGAACACAUAACGCGUCGGAAAUGCUCUAUAAGCACCUAAACAAAGGCUGUUUCAACGGAGAAGCAUCCGACAAUCUCAUGUCUUGGAGCAGCUCUCUGAUGUUUGUGAUUCAAUAUGCGAUUUGGAGGUCCCAUAUCGGCAAUCUCUCCCCAACUGAGGUUCGUAUUUGUGCAAUAGAUACAAGCAUGUUUCCACCCGGACAAUUUGCACGAGAUAUGUCGCUACUCAAAGCAUACCACAAUACGGGAUUGAGCGAGGAUCAGGAAAGAUUUUUCCGUUUUCGUCUUGGGAAUUCAGAAUACGAUAAUGGAGAAUACCUUUCUCAGGGAUUAGUCAAUCAUGGCGGCCGAUCAUGCACUUUCUCGUUGCAAGACUUGGUAGAAGCUGGACUCUAUGAGUUAUAUCCUGAGUUUGGAGAUGCCCAAGCCAGGGGGAAAUGGACGAACCGAGUGCGAGACCUUCGCGUUUGCUGGGACAAUGAGCAGAAAACGACCUUGCAAGACAUACUCCAUGCGUUCAACAUGGCAAGGGAAUGCUUUGGGCCAUUUGAUGCGCCUGAUAUGGCGCUGCUGCUUCUGACUUUUAAGAACCGCAAGCUUCGAACGACAGCACUCCAGAGUGAUCCGAGACACGCUGAUACUUCCGGGCCAGUCGAAGUUUGUCGAUAUGUGAAGGCGGCCAGAGCAAUGGCACGAAGUAAUCAGAAUUCGAGCCUGUGGGCUUCAGGCGCCCUUAAGCGACUGUUUCGUUCGUACAACACGGAAGCGGUUCAAGGAAUUUUUGAAUGUAUUUGA